AUGGACACGGUGUCCGCGUUCCCGGAGCCUUUCCUGGUCACUCCGCAGGCCGAGGUGUUGGAGGAGAUGCUGCAGGCGCAGCUCGGACCUCUGCCCCGACUAGCGGCCAUCUGCCGGCUCAAGCGGCUGCCCUCGGGUGGAUACUCGUCCAUGGACGACCUGCACCUGGUGCUGGAGCGACGGCGCAUGGCCAACGCCAAGGAGCGUGAGCGGAUAAAAAAUCUCAACCGUGGCUUUGCUAAGCUCAAAGCACUGGUGCCAUUUCUACCACAGAGUAGGAAGCCAAGCAAAGUGGAUAUCCUUAAAGGUGCCACAGAAUAUAUACGACUUCUAGGCUGUGUUUUGGAAGAAGCAAAAACCUCAGAGAAACAGGGCCCAGAGGAGCAGACCUACAGCAGCAGCAGCACCUCUGACCCUCAAGUGUCCCCGGCUAGAGAGCUCUUGAGAAACAUCGCCACGCCUACCAGCUGUGCCAGUGGCUUGAAGAAAGAAGAGGAGAGGCCCUGGGCAUAUGGUGGCCAUGGUGAGCUGGAGUACGCUUGUCAACAGAGCACGAUGCCUGUGACCAGGAGUUACUUCACCCACCAGGAGUCCAGUGACAGGUUCCUUCUAGAAUAG
Molecule: messenger RNA, 618 nt
Organism: Nannospalax galili (Upper Galilee mountains blind mole rat)
Lineage: Eukaryota; Metazoa; Chordata; Mammalia; Rodentia; Spalacidae
Product: factor in the germline alpha-like
Exons: 4
Coding region: 1-618 (205 amino acids)
Biological process (GO): developmental process; regulation of transcription by RNA polymerase II
Molecular function (GO): protein dimerization activity; RNA polymerase II transcription regulatory region sequence-specific DNA binding; DNA-binding transcription factor activity, RNA polymerase II-specific
Source: RefSeq, a predicted model, not a curated record